Haliotis rubra (blacklip abalone) is the source of this 1375-nucleotide messenger RNA. RefSeq names its product exonuclease 1-like. The transcript has 6 exons. Gene Ontology annotation, cellular component: nucleus. NCBI's taxonomy places the organism in Eukaryota, Metazoa, Mollusca, Gastropoda, Lepetellida, Haliotidae. Gene Ontology annotation, biological process: DNA recombination; mismatch repair. The record is from RefSeq and is a predicted model, not a curated record. Gene Ontology annotation, molecular function: metal ion binding; DNA binding; 5'-3' DNA exonuclease activity. The coding region runs from base 349 to 1236 and encodes 295 amino acids.
CUCAGCGAGUGUUGCGCCAUUUUUGCCUGUAACGUAGGGAAUAAUUUAUUUACAAGUGAAAGUGAAAUGACACAGAAGAAAUAUUUAUUUAUUAAUGUACGAAGGAAAAUCUGUAGGGGCCCUUCUGUUGUAAUUUCUUGUAGAAAUUCAUUCCUUUGCCGGAAUUCCUAUUCGUUUGUUCAUAUCGUUCCAGAAUUUGAAACAAUUUCCUUCAAUGUGGCGGGAGAUCUGAGUGCAUGACGUUUUGCUGAUUUCAAAGAAUGGGUAUAACUGGACUCCUGCCAUACUUGAAAAAUAUCCACACUCCAGUCAAUGUUUCACAGUUUGAAGGUUGGACAGUUGCAGUAGAUGCAUACUGUUGGCUUCAUAAAGGUGCAUUUUCAUGUGCUGACAAAUUGGCACUUGGUGAAACCUCUGACCAGUACGUAUGUCCGUUACUGCAUGAAAUAUGUGAAUAACAUGCUGAAGAAGAAAAUCCGACCCAUUCUGGUAUUUGAUGGGUGUCGUUUACCUUCUAAGAAAGAUGUUGAGAACACUAGAAGAGAACGUAGAGAAAUGAACAGGAAAAAAGCAGCAGCAUUUUUGAGGGAAGGUAAACGAAGUGAAGCCAAAGAAUGUCUUCAGAGGAGUGUUGAUGUAACACCACAGAUGGCUCUUCAGCUCAUGAAUGCCUGCAGAGAACAAGGCGUGGAUUGUAUUGUGGCUCCAUAUGAAGCAGAUGCACAGUUGGCAUAUCUCAAUAAGAUUGGUGUGGCUCAAAUAGUUGUUACAGAAGACUCAGAUUUAUUGCUUUUCGGCUGUGAUAAGGUAAUAUUCAAGAUGGAUGUCUUUGGUAAUGGAAUUUUGGUGGAGCAAUCUCGACUAAAUGAAGUACUGAAGAUAAGAAGUGAUUUUUACACUUUUGAUAAGUUCCGGUACAUGUGCAUUUUGUCCGGUUGUGAUUACCUUGCUUCAUUACCAGGAAUUGGUUUGGCAAAAGCUAACAAGGUGUUCAGAAUGGCCCGACAAGCAGAUCUUAAAGUAGUAAGUAUUUUGAUAACAACGAAAGUGCAAAAUUGUCAUCAACAGGUUCACAAAGCUUGUGAAAACAAAAUCCUUGAAAUAGCAUCUAUGUUCUGGUUGCUGUCAAGUAUCAUGAAGUGGGAAGGGGAUAUUGAAAUGGUUGGUGUCUGUACAUUGUCUGUCCAUCUGCCCAUUUCCAGAGAAUAUCUCAAACUUUUUAAUAAUAUAGUAUGAAACUUUGCAUAUAUAUCGAACACAAACUGACCUGGUACAUUUUGAUCUUAUGGUAUUUCUGACAAAAUAUUCUGAUGUGCCCCGCUGUGAUGUUGCUGGAAUAUUGCUAAAAGCGGCGUAAAACCAAAACUCAGUCAUU